AUGAGACCUUCGUUGUUUUCUGGAGGACCUGACCCACUCGUGGCUGCGAACUGGGUCCAUGAUAUGGAGGACAUACUGGCAGUUCUUUCAUGUACAGAUGAGCAGAAAGUUUUAUUUGCGACAUUUAAGUUGACGGGGGAGGCAAAACGCUGGUGGAGAUUAGCGAGAUUGAGUGCAAAGGCGGUGGAGUUUCUGCAUCUAACGCAGGGAUCGUUGAUAGUACAACAAUAUAUGGCGAGAAUUAUUGAGCUGUCUCAGUUUGCUCCGUUUUUGGUACCAGAUGAGGAGAGGAAGGUGAGGAAAUUCGAAGAGGGUCUGAGGCAGAGUCUGCUUGAGCGGGUUAUAGGCUUUCAGGCUCAGACGGUUGCAGAGGUAGUAGAUAGAGCUGCAGUGAUUGAGAGUGGCCUUCAGAGAGGCACCGCAGCACAGAGUCAGGGGAAGAGGCUCGCGCCUUCAGAUGUUUAG
This is a messenger RNA of Malania oleifera, 465 nucleotides long. RefSeq lists its product as uncharacterized. NCBI's taxonomy places the organism in Eukaryota, Viridiplantae, Streptophyta, Magnoliopsida, Santalales, Ximeniaceae. The record is from RefSeq and is a predicted model, not a curated record. The transcript is spliced from 2 exons. Bases 1 to 465 code for a protein of 154 amino acids.